AUGAAGACCUCCGUCGCCUCCAUGGCUACGGCCAUGACUCUCGGCGCGUCCAGUGUUCUCGGUGCCGCUGCCAACCUCAAGGCCCGUGAUAGCAGCAUCACUCCUAUCACUGUCAAGGGUAACGCCUUCUUCAAGGGCGAUGACCGCUUCUACAUCCGUGGUGUGGACUACCAGCCCGGUGGUUCCUCCAAGCUCGCCGAUCCCAUCGCCGAUGCUGAGGGCUGCAAGCGUGACAUCAAGAACUUCCAGGAUCUCGGCCUGAACACUAUCCGUGUCUACUCCGUCGACAACUCCGCCGACCACGACGAGUGCAUGAACGCUCUCGCUGACGCUGGCAUCUACCUCGUCCUCGACGUCAACACCCCCAAGUACUCUCUUAACCGUGCGGACCCCGAGACCUCCUACAACGAUGUCUACCUCCAGUACAUCUUCGCCACCAUGGAGAAGUUCGCCAAGUACGACAACACCCUUGCCUUCUUCUCCGGAAACGAGGUUAUCAACGACGGCCCCUCCUCCAAGGCCGCUCCCUACGUCAAGGCCGUCACCCGUGACAUGCGCACUUUCCUGAGCGGCAACAAGCUUCGCCAGGUUCCUGUCGGCUACUCCGCCGCCGAUGUCGACACCAACCGUCUCGAGAUGGCCGAGUACAUGAACUGCGGCAGCGACGACGAGCGCUCUGACUUCUUCGCCUUCAACGACUACUCCUGGUGCGACCCCUCUUCCUUCACCACCUCUGGCUGGGACCAGAAGGUCAAGAACUUCACCGGCUACGGCAUCCCCCUCUUCCUCUCCGAGUACGGCUGCAACACCAACACCCGUAAGUGGGAGGAAGUCACCUCUCUGUACUCCACCCAGAUGACCGGCGUCUACUCCGGCGGUCUGGCCUACGAGUACUCCGAAGGCGGCAACAAGUACGGUCUCGUCAAAAUCGACGGCGACGAUGUCUCCACCCUCAAGGACUACGAUGCUCUCAAGGCCGCCUUCAGCAAGACCAAGAACCCCAGCGGUGACGGCAAAUACAACUCCACCGGCGGUGCCUCCGGCUGCCCCGUCCAGUCCAAGCCCAACUGGGAUGUCUCCACCGAUGCUCUCCCUGCCAUCCCCGUCCCCGCCAAGAAAUACCUGACCAACGGCGCCGGCAAGGGCGAUGGCUUCAGCGGAAAGGGCUCCCAGAACGCUGGCACCAAGUCCACCACCACUGCCACCCAGGGCUCCGGUGAUGUCGCCGCUGCUACCAGCGGUGGCUCUGCUGCUUCUAGCACUAGCUCCCAGGGUGCUGCCGCUGGCCUCAAGCCCUUCCAGUUCAGCUUCGCCCCUGCCACUGUCGGCCUUGUGUCGAUCAUGUCGGCUGUGUUCGGCGCCAGCUUUGUUCUUCUGUAA
Molecule: messenger RNA, 1380 nt
Organism: Penicillium soppii
Lineage: Eukaryota; Fungi; Ascomycota; Eurotiomycetes; Eurotiales; Aspergillaceae
Gene: gel1
Product: 1,3-beta-glucanosyltransferase gel1
Exons: 1
Coding region: 1-1380 (459 amino acids)
Biological process (GO): fungal-type cell wall (1->3)-beta-D-glucan biosynthetic process
Cellular component (GO): fungal-type cell wall; cytoplasm
Molecular function (GO): 1,3-beta-glucanosyltransferase activity
Source: RefSeq, a predicted model, not a curated record